AUGGAUACAGUAAAGCCUAUGUUCUAUGAAAGGAUGGUGAGUAGUGUAUCGGCAAGUUUCUCUGACUUGGUUGUUGUGGGCAUAAAAGUCGAGCUUGGAUUGAAGAAUGGAAAAAUGAUAACCACCACUGAAACAUCCGGUAACAAUGUCAAAAAGUUUUCCAGAGGUUUUCAAAAAAAGAAAGAGGAUGAAACAAACUCAGUGUCAACCAGUCAAAGAAGGAGUCACUCAUGGAGGAAGCAGCAGCAACAAGUUGCUCAACAACAACCAACUUAUCCAAUGCAGUAUAUCCAACAACCAUAUGUGGCAGCAGUCACACCAACUUUCAAACAAUCACAAGCUCUUGUCUAUCAACUUGUUCAACAAGCACUAGUAUACCAACGAGCACCUACGACACCAGUUUAUCAACAACUAAGGCCACAAGCUCCACGUCCGCAAAAUCAUCCAAAUCCGAAUAGGGUCCAAAGAGGCAGACCUCCUUCCGUUAUGAUCCCUAUAAUGUACAUUGAGUUGUACCCAUCAUUGCUACAAAAAGGGUUGGUGACUCCCAGACCUUUGGAUCCUUCACCAGAUCAUUUGCCUCCAUGGUACAACAAAAAUGCCCAUUGUCCUUUCCAUGAGGGCGCCCUUGGGCAUGAUUUGGAAGGAUGUUAUGCUUUGAAGCAUAUAGUGCGAGAGUUGGUUGAGAAGAAGAUCCUUUCAUUCCGAGAUGAUGGACCCAACGUAAAGAGUAACCCUUUGCCUACGCAUGGUGAUGUUAAUGCCAUUGAAGAUGUAUCUGACGUUUGUAUAAUAAAAAAUGUUGAAGAUGUUAAAACUCUGUUGUUAUCACUCCAUGCAAGAUUGGUGAGAGUUAAUUUGAUUGAUACAUGUCACGAUAACUGUGAAGAAUGUGUUGUUUAUCCAAGAGGGUGUAAAUUGGUACGAGCCGAUAUUCAAAAUUUAAUGGAUCAAGGUGUUUUACAAGUUUGUGAUCCUACAACAAAAGAGGAAAUUUCAGUAAUUGAACCCUUUUUCAAUCUACCAGAGCCUGUUGAGAUAACUUAUCAAAGAAGGGAUGUUAUUCAUCCAUCACCCGUGAUAGUCUGUAUGCCUACCCCCUUUCCCUUCAAAAUCACUAAGGUCGUGCCUUGGAAAUAUGAUAUAAUUGUGGUAGAUGGAAACCCCAAAGAUGUUGAAUGUGAGAAGAGCCUGGAGAAUGUUGAUUCCAAUAUCACGAACAUCGCAAGGACGAGCAGAAUGACCCACAGUGGUCGGAUUUAUACUCCCAAUUUCAAUAUAAUCCCUCAAGAAUCGAUAAAGGAAGCUACAACUUCAGUUCCUACCCAAGAAUCAGGAGGGGUACAGUCAGCGGUGCAAUCAAGUGAAGCGAUUAAAUUUCUGAAAAUUAUAAAGAAAAAUGACUACAAGAUAGUCGAUCAGCUACAUCAAACACCGCCAAAAAUAUAUAUCAUAUCCUUGAUUCUGAACUCCCAAGCUCAUAGGGAGGCUCUACUAAAAGUGCUUGCUCAAGCUCAUGUUACUCGGGAUAUAACGUUUGGCCAAUUCAACAGGGUGGUCACCAAUAUCACAGUUUGCAAUACUCUAAGUUUCAGCAAUGAAGAGCUGCCCAAGGAAGGACAGAAUCAUAACUGCGCCUUACAUGUAUCCAUAAAAUGCCAAGAAGAUGCUCUGGCUAGGGUCUUAGUUGACACUGAAUCUUCCCUCAAUGUCCUAGCAAAAAGGGCACUUGCUAAAUUAUCUUACCAAGGGUCGGAGAUGAAACCCAAUACGCUUGUGGUAAAAGCAUUUGACGGUUCUCAGAGGACAAUACAUGCUGCUGGGGAAGUAACUUCUACUUUGCAUCAGAAAAUAAAGUUUGUCGUCAAUAAUAAACUCGUCAUUGUCUUAGGAGAAGAAGAUUUCAUCAUUAGUCCACUCUCAUCUUUUCAUUAUAUCGAGGCUGAUGAAUAUGCCUUUGAGACUUCUUUCCAAGCACUUGAUAUAGCUAAUGCCACGCUUGUGGAAGUAAAGGGUCUUGUUGAGAAGGCCAGUUUGUCAUUCGCAUCUUUGAAAAGUGCGAAAUCAGCAGUUGAAAGUGGAGGUCCUGCAAGUUGGGGGCAAGUCAUUGAUGUCAGCAAUAAAAAAGAUCGUUUCGAUUUGGGGUACAAGCCUUCUGCUAAGGAAGGAUCUCUGGUCCCUACAAAGGAUCGCAUACAGAGCAUUCAAUAA
This is a messenger RNA of Lathyrus oleraceus (garden pea), 2211 nucleotides long. RefSeq lists its product as uncharacterized. The record is from RefSeq and is a predicted model, not a curated record. The transcript is spliced from 2 exons. Lineage: Eukaryota; Viridiplantae; Streptophyta; Magnoliopsida; Fabales; Fabaceae. Bases 1 to 2211 code for a protein of 736 amino acids.